Nilaparvata lugens (brown planthopper) is the source of this 1100-nucleotide messenger RNA. Its product is annotated as sugar transporter SWEET1-like. Lineage: Eukaryota; Metazoa; Arthropoda; Insecta; Hemiptera; Delphacidae. The coding region runs from base 219 to 899 and encodes 226 amino acids. Gene Ontology annotation, molecular function: sugar transmembrane transporter activity. Gene Ontology annotation, cellular component: membrane. The record is from RefSeq and is a predicted model, not a curated record. The transcript has 8 exons. Gene Ontology annotation, biological process: carbohydrate transport.
AUCGUCAAACAAAAACAUUGAACGUGGUUAUCUUUCAUUGUUUACUGGCUGUAAAAUAUUUGGGAUUUAUUCUUUACAUUGUUUUUUAUUGUUAAAAAAUCCCAAAUCAUAGUUGAAAAGGUGCUCAAAAUAUUUUCCUUCUGUUUCUGCAAUAAAAACUGCAGGAAUAUCAUUUUAUACUACAUUAAUAUUAAUAUGUAAAAAAUUGAAACUCUAAGAUGAUUCUGGAAGAUAUAAAGGAAAUACUUAUAGUGACUGCCACAAUAAGCACUAUUCUCCAGUUUAUGUCUGGGAUGUUGGUUUGUCAAAAAUUCAUGAAAAAAGGUUCCACAGAGCAGGAGUCGGGAUUUCCGUUUAUCGCUGGAUUUCUGUCAUGCUCCCUAUGGUUUCGUUACGGUUUAAUGAUUGAGGAUCAAGCCACGGUGUUGGUUAAUUUUAUUGGAACAAUUCUUAUGUUCGCAUGCGUUGUAACAUAUUACCUUUUCACGCCAAGAAAAAAAGUCGUGAUGAGACAAAUGUUCAUAGUGCUAAUAGUAAUUGUUGUCACACAUUUAUAUGCAAGAUAUGAAGAAAAUACAAAGUUGGCAAUAAAAAGAUUCGGGCUCAUUACUUGUUGUACGUCCCUCGUAUUUUUCGCUGCUCCGCUUUCAAAUUUGUACCAUGUGAUAAGGAUGAAGAAUACUGAAACCCUACCUUUCCCUCUCAUUCUAAUGACUUGGGUGGUAUCUCUACAAUGGUAUACCUAUGGAGUCAUCAUCAAAAAUACUUUUAUGCAGUAUCCAAACAUGAUCGGCUUUGUUCUGGCGUCCUUUCAACUUCUAUUAUUUGCAAUUUAUCCAUCUUACCAAUCACCCAAUGUCUAUCUGAAGGACCAGUCAGCUAGAUUGAUCAUCCAAUAACAGUACAAGAGUGAGAGAAACAUGUUUCUAGGUGGUUGAAACAUGUUUGCAGGUGAUAAAAACAUGUGAUUAGUGAGAGAAACAUGUUUCUAGGUGGUUGAAACAUGUUUACAGGUGAUUAAAACAUGUGAUUUGGUGAUAUAAACCUUUUUAGGUGACCGUAAACAAGUUUUUAAGUUGUUGGAAACGCGUUUUUAGAAU